GUCAAAUUGCAAAAUGGCGAAGUCGACUGAUUGGAAGAAAAAUAUAUCACAGAGUUUGAAAUUACGAAAUAAAAAAGAGCGACAUGAAUUCGCAGAUUUAAUUGAAUCACAAAAUAAGUUGUUUGAGCAAGUGGCCUCUCUCAAGACCAGGAAUAUGCAGCUCACCAUUGAGACAGAGAGACUCAAGUCAGACAAUCUCAGCUUGCAGAUACGAGCAGACAGUGGUGGAGGAGGAGGGGGCCCUGGUGGCAGUGAGAAAGUGGCACUCCUGGAGCAGAGACUCUGGAAACUAAGCGAGGAGCUGACAGAGAUGCACAGGCGAAGAGGGGAGAAUGCUCAACAAAUCAUAGACCUAACUGCUGCCAUGAAAGAAAAAGAGAAAGAACUUCAAACAAAAGAUGCCAAGCUGAUGGAUUCUUUGGCUGUAGAGAACAGUCUACGAGCAGAGAUGAAACAUUUGGAGAGAACCAUUACAGAGUUGGAGGCUACAAACCAGACCCUUAAAGAUGAACACCAGGCACUACAAAUGGCGUUUACAUCCCUUGAGGAGAAAUUUCGCAAACUCCAGAGUGACAAUGAUGAACUUAUGGCGCGAUGGCUUCAACAAAAGAUGGAACAGGCCGAAGUUUUAAAUCGUGAAAAUGACAACUUUAUAAAACACAGACAAUUACUUCUACAAAAGGAAUUGGCCGAGGCAGCUAAAGAAAAUGUGAAUGUCCCUGAAGGAGAUGAGAACAUAAGGGGGAUUCCACAGAUCUGCCUUAGUGCUUCCAUACCUACAAAAGCUCAAUGCAAACUGGACGCCCACGACGGUGAAGUAAACGCCGUAUUGUGGAGUCCAACAGGCAGCAUGUUUGCCACCGGCGGCUCCGACAGAAAAAUUAAACUUUGGGACUACAAUGCUGGUCAGUGUUCAUGUAAAGGCAUGUUGACGGGCAGUAACGCAGGUAUUACUAGUCUUGAAUAUGACCUUGAUGAGAGCCAUAUACUCGGAGCGUCAAACGAUUACGCGUGUAGGCUUUGGUCAAUUGCAGACCAGAGAUUGCGGCACACUUUGACGGGCCAUAGUGGGAAAGUUUUGUCAGCAAAAUUCCUCGGAGAAAAUAGCAAGGUUGUGUCGGGCAGCCAUGACAGGACACUCAAAAUAUGGGACCUCCAUACUAAAGCAUGUAUUAAAACCAUAUUUGCCGGGUCAAGUUGCAAUGAUUUAGUCACGCUACAUGGGACGCACAUAAUCAGCGGCCAUUUUGACAAGCGUGUACGGUUCUGGGACACAAAAUCAGAUAACACGAGCAACGAGAUAGGACUUCAUGGCAGAAUUACCUCCCUUGCUUUGUCACCGGACCGCACAUCAUUAUUAGUUUGUACACGAGAAGACACCUUAAAAGUGAUAGAUUUACGCCAAAAUCAAGUUAUUUAUACUCUAUGUGAUGACAAUUUCAAAGUGGGCUACGACUGGUCACGUGCGGUGUUCAGCCCGGAUGGCACGUACGCGUGUGCAGGGUCCAGUGACGGGACGCUCUUCAUCUGGAACAUCGCACGAGGCAAGGUGGAGAAAACUCUUAAGGAACAUACGCACUCAAUCCUGGCCUGUUCCUGGCAUCCAGCUGGCUCGUACAUUCUCAGUUCCGAGAAACAGAAGAAAGUUGUUCUAUGGUCAGACAUCUAGCCAGGACUCUUCUGAUCUCAUACACAAAUGGACUCAGCUUUAAGUCUCACAUUUCAUGGGUUUGGAACACAUUUGUGCACCACAAUAAAGCUUUUUAAAAUUACAUCACUUAGUGAUUUUAAUAAAAAGUAUUUUAUUCAAUUAAUUAAGGAUGACUAUAAAAUCAAGCAUUCUUUCAUCAAUAUAAUAUGUUUUUAGAUUGAAAGUCCUUUCUGAUUAAGAAUGGCCACAUGUUUUAUGGAAAUAUAUCUUGCCAAAUUAUUGAAGGUAUAUGAUUAACAAUUAUGUGAUAUUUGGAUGCUUGGUGACCCCAUAUUAACCCUUUGCAUGCUGGGUAAAUUGUCGUCUGCUCAAAAAUGUCGUCUGGUUUAUUCUAAAUUUCUUUCAAUUUACUUAAAACUUUGUGGAUAUAUUGACUGAGUGGCAAACAGCUUGGAACCUGACCAGGCGCUGAGUUACUCGGCGUCUGGUCUGGUUCCAAGCUGUUUGCAAAGCCUUUAAAAUCGCCAUCAGCAGCCUAAGGGUUAAUUUGGUUUUGUUUGAAAGGGAUUUAUAUGCAGAUAAAGAAUAUACCUAAAAUAGAUGCAUACAUGAAUCUCCUUUGCAGAAGAGAUUGACAAGACAGGUUUAUUAGUUUAAACUUUAUUUAGGCCUAAAAAAAACCUGACCGUACCUUUAAAAAUGUGCCGACCCUAACUAUUUUUUUCCGUUUCUGAGCAAAAAAAUAAUUUGUUAGCGAAUAGAGAGUUACAAAGGGCGGAUAAAUGCAGGUUUUAAUCAGAAUUAUUGUUUAUAUGAUAAAACAAAGUCAGGUAAUGACAGUAAUGUAGGAAAGACUUCCAUGUGCAAGAAAACACUCUGAACUUACGACAGAUUUUGAAAAAAAAAAUUAAAAAAUCCCUACCUACCCUACCUAGAAAUUUUGGGAAGGUUACCCUAAACAAACAUUAUUUUUUUUUUGGCCUUAUUUGAUUAUAAUACAAACAUUCAUACGUUAUUUGUAUAGAAAUGAAUUACAUCACAUUGUGUUUGAGGAUUAGAAAAGACAGAUAAAUUGGCCUUGAACGAUUUUGACAUGAAUCAAUUCACUUCCAAUUUCAGUUUGUUUUUCAUUAAACAUUUAUUUAAACAUUAUAUUUUUUACAACAAUUGUCUAGAAAGUUCUGAUAACUUAUACUAAAUCACUCUUAUUGGCAAGAUGUUGUGCAAGAGUGUGGUCUUGUGUUGUGGGGGAAACCGGAGCACCCGGAGAAAACCCAUUUGAUAGAUAAAGCAUUUACCUGUAAAUUGAUACUGAAAUUAUAUGGGGUCAAAAGGCAUCUAUAUUUAACAUUAUUGUAACCAUUUCAUUUUUGGUAAGAUUGAAUUAAUCUUGAUAGUGUUGUCAAAUAUUACUCAGCAAAGUUUUGUGUACAAUGUAAUCUGUUUGGUAAUAGAUAUUCCAUAUUGGACCUUAUUUCAAGACAAAUUACAAAUUUGAAAAUUAUUUCACAUGAUACUACAUGUAGUUGUCAUAUUGGCUAGCAUUUUAAGGUUUUGUGAUUUAAAUGAUAUUUUUACUGAAGAUACGCAAGUUUUCCAAGUGCUCGAUAUAAUUAUGUAUGAAAAAGGCUUGAAAAGGGUUCUUUCCUCAUUUUCACUGCCGUCUGGGGCCUGUGCUCAAGACUCAAGAUUCAAAACUGUAUAUUUUAAUUUUGUUGUAAAUCGGCUUUUAUUAGAUCAAUAACGGUCAAAAAGCCGUAUCUGUUCCAAAAGACCUGUUCAACAUUGACCACACAUCUUUUGUCAAAAAUAGUUAUAUUAAAGAUAUUUCGAAACAUUCAAGAAUUCACUUCUCCAGAUAUUGGGAAUUUUGGCCCUGUUCAAUUACAUGACAUUCAUGUUGAUGUGUUCAUUGAAAUGUAUUACAAUGUGUGCUAUUUUCUAUCCUAUAUAUUUUUUCUCCAAGGCUUUUUCAUGUUGCUAAUUUUUAUACGGAAUGUAUUGACUCAUGAGGGUUUUGAGGGUAAGAUUUAGUGAUCUUCAUCACUGAUUGACAUUGAAAUUUAGCUCUUCUGGUUAUCAAUGUAAAAAGUAGAGUUUUUGUCAUAGCCUAGGUGUUGUCUGCGUCAUCUUCUGUAUCAUCAUCUGUGGUAUCAUCUGCAUCUCCAUCUGUGGCAUCUUCUAUGUCAACGUCUUUGUCAUUGUCAGUGACAUCAUCUGUAAAAUCGUCUGUGUCAUUGUCAGUGACAUCAUCUGUAACAUCGUCUGUGUCAUUGUCAGUGACAUCAUCUGUUACAUCGUCUGUGUCAUUGUCUGUGUCAUCUUCUGUUACAUCAUCUGUGACAACCUCUGUGACAUCGUCUGUUACAUCAUCUGUGUCAUUGUCUGUGUCAUCUUCUGUGACAUCGUCUGUUUCAUCGUCUGUUUCAUUGUCUAUGUCAUGGUCUGUGACAACCUCUGUGACAUCAUCUGUGUCAUCAUCUAUGUCAUGGUCUGAGACAUUGUCUGUAUUGUUGUCAGUGUCGUUGUCUGUUUCAUUAUUGUCAUAGAACAAAACUUGAACCUUUGCCAUAACACAAAACCUUUUAUUGACAAUAUGCAUGCAACCUGAUAACUGUGGCAUUAAUUAUUGCUAAGUUAUGCCCCUUGAUAUUUAGAAUAAUAAAGCAAAAUAUUAUACAAAUCCAUUAUAACCUUUCAAAAUCAAUACAUGAAACUUUUACAUGCUAUAUUACCAGUGACAGUGUAUGUAAACAAGGCCCAUAACUCUGACUUGAAUAAUUGUUGAGUUAUUUCCCUUUUUCGGUCGACUGUCCACUAAUGCCCUUUAUUUGAAUGAUUUCAAAAACAGAGGAGCGUUUGCUUGUGGCUCUCUUGUUAAAUUAUGCUGUUGUGACCACCAUAUUUUGUUGACAUGUAUUAUUGUUGUUUUUUCCUUCAGAAAUUGCAUAUUUUUUACUUUGUAAGACAUGGAUUAGACACAAAGUUUUAAAGGUUGAAAUGAAUAUUUUCGGCAUCUGUAAAAGUUAUGUUAUUGUAUAUUUGUUUUUUAAUUUUCUUACAAGUGUUUUAGAUGAUCACUACCAGGUGGCAGGGUGAAUUAGCCCCUUUGACCCCCAUUAGGGGUCUAAAGCACCAUCCAAACCUAUCACCAAAAUUGUUUCAGCCCUUCAGCUGUCUGGUUAUCACAUCUCUGAAAUUCUGACUGCUUUUUUAUUUGAUGUGGCUAAGAACCUAUUUUCUCCCACCCAAGAUAAGUUGAUCAAAAUAUUUGGCCAUGCUCGAAAGCCUUAUCUUGCCCUUGGGCAAAAAUAAAAAAGUGCCUGUAUGGAUUUACUUUUAUUUUUUAAACAAUGGACACGAAAAUAAUAUUACUAUAUCUCAACUAUAUUUUGUUUAACUUGGGUUGGAAAUAAAAGCAUCUACCAUGGCCCCUUGUGUAUGAUUGGUUCAUCCCAACCCUCGUGCAGAGUAUUCUGCGGAAACGAGGUUUCAGUAAACCUCGUUUCCGCAAAAAGACCUUACGCUCAGGUUGGGAUGUUCUUAUCUUCAACUCUUGGCCAUGGAAGAUUCUUAACUCAUAACCCCUCAGACUGUCUAAAUGCUGAAGUGUUUUGCUCAUUAUUUUUAAUUCAUUUUAAAAAUCUACAACAAAUGGUUCCACUUGGUGUAUAGCUUUAAUCCAUACAUAAUUCAUAUCAUAAAUAAUAUUAUGCUCUUGAGUUAAUUUUUUAAGGAUUUAAGGUUGUUUGUAUGUAAUUACACAAAAAAUUUGAUUUGAUGCGAUGCAACCUUUAACUUUUUUAGUGGUCUACAUUUUGUUAUGUAAACUUCCUUCUAAAUGGACCUGCCUCUGUUUAUAUAUUUCACUAAAUCAAUAAUGUCUGACUGCUGAUCAACAGAAAUAAAUGUAUUUGAAAACUUGAAAUAUACUGCCUUUUCAUUUGACAAAAGAAUAUGUUGACCACUAAUUAUUUAAAAUGAUUCCACCAUAUAGUCCUGUACAAAACAUUUUGCCAACUUUGGCCAAUCAUAAUUUGGCUGGGUUUUCAGUUUGCAACUGGAUUUGCAUAAAAAUCAUGAAAAAAAAAACGACAUUAAUACUUUAAACGACAUCAAUACUUUAAAAAUAGAUCUUAUUACUUCAUGGAAAUAUUGAUUUGAAAAGAGAUCAUAUGAAUUACCAUUGUUGGCAAAAUAGGCACAUUAGCUUACAAUUAUGGAGAAAACAUUGCAUAUUUUUUUGAUAUUCAAUCUAUUCUAUGAAUUGAAAUAUAACUGUAUAUUAUGUCUCGAUAAACUCACUUUUUGAAAAAGUGUGUUUAUCGAAAUAUAUAUAUUUUUUUUUUUUAUUAAACCAUUUUGUUGUAAAAAUGGUAAAAUAAGCACUUACGAUGCUGGGAAGAAAAUGCAAUGGCGUCAUUUCACUUUCUUUCUGGUAUGACAUCAUUUCCCUUUCUUUCUGGUAUGACAUCAUUUCACUUUGUUUCCGGUAUGACAUCAUUUCACUUUGUUUCCGGUAUGACAUCAUUUCACUUUGUUUCUGGUAUGACAUCAUUUCACUUUGUUUCCGGUAAGACAUCAUUUCACUUUGUUUCCGGUAUGAAAUCAUUUGGUUGGUGUUUCGCACAGUUUUCCUAUUUAAUAUCCAUUAAAUUCCUUUCGUUGCAUUAUAUGCAUGAAAUGAGAAGAAAAGUUAAAUGCAUGAAAAAAAGAAAUGCAAAAUUGUUUGUUUCAAUGUAAGAAUUGCAAUAUAUCACUUUGUGAACACCAAAAGAAAAUGUUUUACCCGUGACAAAGCCAUUUGUGAAAUAUUUCUUUUGUUACUCACUCAGUGAAAUACACUGCAUUUCUCAAACUGAAUCCAACAAACAUUAAAAUUCAGUGUUCAUUGUUUAUACCGUUGUCAUGGCAAUGCAACAUUAUUACAAACAAACAUUAAAAUUCAGUGUGCAUUGUUUAAACCGUUGUCAUGGUAAUGCAACAUUAUUACAAAUAAACAUUAAAAUUCAGUGUGUAUUGUUUAUACCGUUGUCAUGGCAAUGCAACAUUAUUACAAACAAACAUUAAAAUUCAGUGUGCAUUGUUUAAACCGUUGUCAUGGCAAUGCAACAUUAUUACAAAAAAACAUUAAAAUUCAGUGUGCAUUGUAUAAACCAUUCUCAUGGCAAUAUAACAUUAUUACAAAGAAACAUUAAAAAUCAGUGUGCAUUGUUUAAACCGUUGUCAUGGCAAUGCAUCAUACAUUCACUAUUACUAACAAACAUAAAAUUAUCUUGAAAUAAAGAAGUCUUGAGAAAUCUUUUAUAAAACAUUGUAGCUCAUGGUACAAUAGUACAAUUUUGAAUAAUUAAAUUCAUUAAUUUCAUCAUCAAAACUCGUAACAAUGAAAUUAAGCUUUUGCCAUUUGAGUAUGAACCUAGACUGGGGCAGUGACUUCAAACAGUCAGAGUGUGGAAUCAGACUCAGAAAAAAUGCUUUUUUCAAAUUACAAAGAGUCAUCUUCUUUUUUUGGAAGGUUUUACAAACUUUGAUGUACAUUAGAUCAUUGUUAAAAUUCAAAUAUUAAUAGAGUUCAUCAAAUUCCAUCAUCCUAACUUUGAACAAUGAACAACUGCAGUUGUGUAACUUAAGUCUUAAGUCACACUUGAGACCGUUCAUAAUCAUGGGGCAGUGGCUACUAACGGUCUAAAGUCUAAGUCAGACCUCAGACUCAGAAAAGCACCCCAAUUAAAUAGAGAAUCUUCUUUUAGGCUAGUUUUACAAGAAUAAGUGUUAAUAAUAGUUAAUUUCAAAUAGAAAUAAAAAUUCACAAAAUUUCAUCAUAAAAACUCAACUAAAAGGGAAGUUGCAAUGAAGAGAAGAUUUGCAGUUUUAAGACUUGAGUCUGAACUUAAAACUUGAGUCUGUUCGUAAUCAUGGCCCUGAUAUAUCUUUUUUGAUUAUUGAUUUGAAAUAGCCCUGAACAUUUUGACACAAGACUUCAGUUAAAAUCUUAAUGGAAUUUCAAAAUUUGUGAGACAAUAUUCAUUUGUAAAAUUUAAUGAACUCCUUAUACAUGUAACACCAAAAAUGACGUGUUUUUAACUCUUGCAAAGUAUUAAUUGUACCUCAAGACUUAUAUAAAGCGUUUUAAUGUUUUUCUCCCCACUAACUUUGGAAUUCCUGGGGAAAUUCAGGUCCCUUACAUUUGUAUUGCUUGUAAAUAUUCCCACUUCUUUCACUUGUAAAAGUUUUCAUAAUUUAAUGAACCAGCUUAAAGCUGCACUCUCACAGAUAUACCAUUUUUACAACUUUUUUUUUAAUUUUUGUCUUGGAAAGAGCAAUCUUUGCAUAAAUAUCUGCAAACCAAUGAUAUAAGACUGUUGACAAAAAAUCAGAUGGCAGAUUUUCAUAUUUCCAUUCGAAAUUUAUUUUCUAUGGCUUAAACACGGUUUAAGAAAAAUGCAUAAGACAUCAAUUUUUGAAAUAAAAUAUAAAAAUCUACGAUCUAAUUUUUUUUCAGCAGUCUUAUAUAACUAGUUUCCAUGAAUUUUCGCCAAAUUUGGCUGGUUCCAAGACAAGACAAUAAAUAAAAAAGUUGUCAAAACGUUCAAUCUGUUAGAGUGCAGCUUUAAAGCAAAGUUAUAUUGCUUUUCAAAGCAAUAUUCAUCAAGAAGAUGGUCUGGUAUGCUAAUAGGUGAAAUUGAUGUUGUUAAAGAUUUUUUAUCUGUUGAUUAUAAUGUUGUUUUAGAUUAUAUUAAAUCAUGUAAAUAUCUUGUUCUAGCAUUUCUUUCUUGCUCUAAUGUUUGUCUAUUUUGUUAUUUUCUGUGAUAAUAUAACUAUUAUGAUUAUACUGUAUCGAUGAGAGAUGAAUAAAAUGCAUAAUAAUCAGUUCUUUGUUUUAUUCUAUUGAGAAGAACAUUUAAAGCCGUAAAGCUUCACUCUCACAGAUUGACCGUUUCGAACUAUUCGAAGAAUAAGAAGAGCUAUACUACUCACCCUAGCUUCAGCGUCCGCGUCGGCGUCACACCUUGGUUAACGUUUUGCAUGUAAGCGCCUUUAAGUCAUUAUCUCAGUAAAUACAUCAUUUAUUGCAUUGGAACUUUGGAUUUCUAUUCCCAACU
Molecule: messenger RNA, 8757 nt
Organism: Mya arenaria
Lineage: Eukaryota; Metazoa; Mollusca; Bivalvia; Myida; Myidae
Product: autophagy-related protein 16-1-like
Exons: 15
Coding region: 14-1669 (551 amino acids)
Biological process (GO): autophagosome assembly
Cellular component (GO): autophagosome membrane
Molecular function (GO): protein binding
Source: RefSeq, a predicted model, not a curated record